GCGAAACCAAAGCAGCUAGCACUGCCGCAGGAAGUAAUCCAAGUCAAAUGCUAAUUGAGGGAACCACUACCCUACUGCACUAGUUGUUCUUGCGCACGAGACGAAAGGGGAUCGGAAUGAUGGAGGCGAGGUACGUCAAGGUGGCGUCCCGGUUCUUCCUCGCCGGGAAGGUCGGGAACGCCGGCGAAGGCUGCGGCGGUGGUGGCCAUGGCCGCCACUUCCUCGACGCCUGCUUCCUGUGCAAGCGCGAGAUCACCUCGGACCGCCACAUCUUCAUGUACAAGGGCGACGCGGCGUUCUGCAGGCAGGACCAGAGGGCGAUGGACGCCGCGCUCAAGGCCGCCAGGCGCCGCCACCGCUCCCUCCUGCGCACCGCGUCCCUGCCAGCGCCGGCCGCCGGGACUGCGCCGGUGGGGACGAUGCCACGGCGGCCGACCGUCGCGGCACCGUCCGUCGUGCCCAGCUAGCUAGCCAUGGACAUAGCAGCGCAAGCUACCUCUCUCGUUUUUGCAGUGACGAAAGAGUGCACAAUCGUUUGUUCUCGACUUGAUGAUCGGCCGUGCUCUGAUGCAUGCCACGGGGCAGCAGUGAGAUGAGAUGGUAAUCAAUCACGAGCUGCUGAUCAGAGAAGAUGAAGAGAUGAGCCUACUCAAACUCAGCAGCUUCAGCCUCUGCGGUUUGGGCCGGUGCUUCGUCCUUUUACUCGGCACACGGUUGGGCUUAACCGCUUAACAAUUCAAGCCCAUGGAAACGGUAGAUUAUUUAUUUUUAAUGGAAAAAUUGUGUGACACGCAUGGCACAUAUGGGGUUCCAAGCAA
Panicum virgatum (switchgrass) is the source of this 818-nucleotide messenger RNA. RefSeq names its product FCS-Like Zinc finger 6-like. Bases 117 to 467 code for a protein of 116 amino acids. The transcript is spliced from 2 exons. The record is from RefSeq and is a predicted model, not a curated record. Lineage: Eukaryota; Viridiplantae; Streptophyta; Magnoliopsida; Poales; Poaceae.